GAGCUGAACAACCAUUUCAGUGUUGAGCAUUGAGCGCGCACGAACAGAACUAGAACACACAGUAGAAGGAUGAGAACGGUUUAAAUAAACGUGGAUCACUUUUGGAAGUAUUUCGAAUAAAGAAACUUAUUGUUGGGAUGAGAGCGUGAACUGGUUCAAGGCCAACCAGAACCCCUAUUUAUCCUGAGCUUUGAUUGAACACUGAUAACAGAACAACAUGGCGUCCACCGAGGAGCCGUCUGGAACGGUCCUGCACCGCCUUAUCCAGGAGCAGCUUCGCUACGGCAACCCCACAGAUGCCCGCACCCUCCUGGCCAUCCAGCAGCAGGCCCUGCGUGGAGGAGGAAGUGGGCCCGGGAGCGGAGGAGAGGCGUCCGGCAGCCCCCGCUCCUCCCUGGAGAGCCUCUCCCAGGAGGAGCCCCAGUUCCCCCAGCUGUCUGCUCGCCAGGAGCCUCAGGGCCAGGAGCACCAGGGGGACUACCAGCACUCAGAGAGCAGCUACCAUCUCUACCAGCUCCACGGGGAGGAGCUGCCCAGCUACGAGCAGGCUAAGGCCCACUCCCAGUACCUGGCAUCCCACUGGGCUGCCUCCAUGGACCCCCAGAAGGGGCAUCACGAGGGGGGCUUCCACGAGGAAGGGGAUCUGAUGGAGGUUAAGCGUGGGCACGUGCGGUCGCUCAGUGAGCGUCUCAUGCAGCUUUCCUUGCAGAGGAACAGCAUCAAGUCUGAGGCCAUCAAGAGCUCUUCUCACAGCUACCCUGAGCUGGGCUACUAUGACCCACAGACACUCCCCAUACCAGGGCCAGGCCAGGACAAACGUAACCCACCUCCAGAGUACUCAGGCCCCAUCCAGGCACAGGGAUUUGUACCCAUCCUUGCCCAGGAGCCCCAGUGUGUCUACAGGGACAUGCCCCAGCCCCUCCUAACUCAGCAGCACAGGUAUGCGGUGACUGUCCAGCAGCCAGAGGCCUGCUACAGCAUGUUUACCAGCCUGCCCCCUGCUGGCCUGGAGGAGCCCAACCAGGUGGAGCUGCUGCUGAUGGAGAACGACAGGCUGAGGCAGGAGCUGGACAGCCACAGAGAGAAGGCCGGCAGAAUCCAGAAGUUGGAGCAGGAGAUCCAGCGGAUCUCGGAGGCCUACGAGACUCUGAUGCAGGGCAGCAGUAAGAGGGAGAACCUGGAGCAGACUCUGAGGAGCAGGCUGGUGGCUGAGAUCAGGAGGCUGCAAGACUUCAAUAGAGACCUGAGAGAAAGCCUGGAAAAUGCCAGAACCCAUGCGGCCAAAGAGGUCAAAGCUGCUGACCACAACCAGCACAUCAUGGCGAAACUUUUAGAGCAAAACGAGGAGCAGUAUGUGGAGCGCCAGCGGGCGGAGCGUGAGCUGCAGCGCCUCCGGGCAACCGCCGAGGAGCAGGGCGCCCGGGCGGAGCAGCUGGAGGAGGCGCUGGAGGCGGCCCGGGGGCGGGGCCGGCAGCUGGAGGAGGAGCUGCGCAGGAAGCGGGCCUACGUGGAGAAGGUGGAGCGUCUGCAGAGUGCCCUGGCCCAGCUGCAGGCCACCUGCGAGAAGAGGGAGGGCCUGGAGAUGAGGCUGCGCACGCGGCUGGAGCAAGAACUGAAGAGCAUGAGAGCCCAACAGAGGCAGUCCCAGCCCCCCGGGGUGACGGUGGGCUCUCUGCAGGAGCGCCUGAGGGAGCGGGAGGAGCACAUCCUGGCCCUGGAGGCAGACACGGUGCGCUGGGAGCAGAAGUAUCUGGAGGAGAGCACCAUGAGACAGUUCGCCAUGGACGUGGCCGCCACCGCUGCCGCCCAGAGAGACACCACCAUCAUCAACCACUCUCCAUGUCACUCGUCUAACAACAGCUUCAAUGAGGACCUGCCCGUCGCUGACUACAGAAACCAGGAAAUGGAGAGCAGGAUCCGGGCUCUGUACGUCCAGAUCCUGGAGAAGGAUGCCGUCAUCAAGAUCCUGCACCAGCGUCUGCUCCAGGACCAGGGCAGGAGGCAGGGCAUGUGCCCCCGCUCAGACCUGGCCCAGAAGGAUGGCUCCACCCUGCGGGCCGCCACCUCCACCCCCGCCAUCAGCACUGCCAAGUUCACCAGCAAGAAUGCAGUUAAGAGUCUGUCAGAUGACCAGACGGCUUCCCCACUUCGCUUCUCUGCUCUGUCUAACCCUGGCCAAGACCAGCAGGAUGGAGCUACAGCUAUGGAGCCAGCCACCAGCAACAAGCUCAGCACUGAAAAUGCAGUGCAACAAAAGUCACGUCCAAACCCUUUUAAAGGACUGGAUGACUUGGAGGCUGAAGCGGUGGAAAUCUUCAUAUAAGGAACUUAAAGACUUGUGAAUGUGGACUAGAUGUGACAGGGGUGACGUCCCUGUAACGAGCAGUGGAAGGAAGCUGAGAAACUCCAGAACGUUCAUAGAUCAACAAACUCACAAAGAGUGACAAGACGGGAAUGUUGUAGAAUGAGAGGAAAUUGUGUGAAAAAGGACUGGUUUCACAUUUAGAAGGGAGCUGUGCUCUCUCUCUAGCUUUCUCUUUGACCUGGACUAAUGCAGGCAUGCGGUCUGGUUGUGAGUUAAAAAAUGUGAAACUUUUGAGGUACUUGGACAGUAUUUUGGAUUGCAAUUGGGCAACAUAUUGUCAAGAGUGUAUGCCAAAGUAUUUAUAUUUGCUGCUUUCUCACAUAACUAUGAUUAACUUAAAAACUCCCAUCCAUGGAGUUCAGGAACUUUUUCUUACAUCUGGUUGUCACAUUCCCCAAAUAUUAACUUAAAGCCCCAUGGUAUUUCAAAUUGAUCUUAAGAUCUUAUCUUUUGUGGACUCAUGACUAGCAUUCCCUCCCAUCUCUAAAAUGUUACAUUAACUAGCCACAUUCCUGUUUCAUGGAAUUUGUCUGUUUGGAAAGACUCCCAUUUCUUUAUAAUUUGAUUGAAGAAAACGGUCAUGAUUCACAUUUUGCUCCCUGAACUCACUCAAGGAACCUCUGGAGCUGGUUCUACUGGGGUUCAGAUCUGAGUGAGCUGUUUUCAUCCCAGUUUCCACGAUUUGAAUGGCCUUUUCCAUGUGUGAGAGUGUACAGUUAUUUUCAUCCGUUUUCUUUUUAUGAAUGUGUGUGUUUGUGUGUGUGUCCUAAUAUGGUGUGUCUGCUGGUCAGAUAACACCAUGGGGAUAAAGCUACAAGCUACAGUUGGGUUGUUGUUUCCUGUAGGCUUUGGAUGAACUAACAGGUUAAUGAUUAUAUAUUUUAUACAGAUGUUUGUAUUAUUUUAGAUACAGUAUGUAGUGCUCUGUGCAGGAUGCCAAAGAUUUUAUGUGUGUUGUAAGUUAUGUUCAGACAAUCAGAUAUGUUAAGCUGUCAGACCGAAGUGUUGACCUUAAGACAUUUCUGUGAACUCCUAACAAUAUGAAGGUUGUGAAUUUGAAUUCAUUCAACAUUUCAUAAAGCAAUAAAAUAUUCUAAUAUAUAAA
Molecule: messenger RNA, 3470 nt
Organism: Hypomesus transpacificus
Lineage: Eukaryota; Metazoa; Chordata; Actinopteri; Osmeriformes; Osmeridae
Gene: amotl2b
Product: angiomotin like 2b
Exons: 11
Coding region: 218-2323 (701 amino acids)
Biological process (GO): hippo signaling; regulation of cell migration; establishment of cell polarity involved in ameboidal cell migration
Cellular component (GO): plasma membrane; bicellular tight junction; cytoplasmic vesicle
Source: RefSeq, a predicted model, not a curated record